UCUACCUUUACUUGUUCUUCUAUAGUUCAUUUCUAAUUUCUAUGUUCUUAUCUAUCACUUCCCUUCUCAUUUUUUUCAAUACUGAGAUGGAGAGGUUGACAACACUGGCUUCUCAAAGGGCAGUGGUUAUCUUCAGUAAUAAUUCAUGUUGCAUGUCCCAUACUAUCAAGGCUUUGUUUCGUGAGCUUGGUGUGAACCCUGCAAUUUAUGAGCUUGAUGAGGACCCAAGGGGUAGAGAGAUAGAGAGAGCUCUCCAAAGCCUUGGAUGCACUCCUGCAAUACCUGCUGUGUUCAUAGGGGGUAGGCUAAUGACAUCCUCUACUAAUUCUUCUUCCACUAAAGAAAUAAUGCAGCUUCAUCUUGAAGGUUCUCUAGUACCAUUGCUGAGAAGUGUAGGAGCCAUUUGGCUUUGAGAUGAUAUAAGAUCAAGCUUUGUUACUGGUUACAAUAAGAUCAUUUUGUUAUAUUGUGACCCUUUCCUUUCUUAAUCUCUCUUUCUCAAGGACAAGAAAUAAAAUAAGCUUUCUUCUUCUUU
Messenger RNA from Macadamia integrifolia, 535 nucleotides. Its product is annotated as monothiol glutaredoxin-S7-like. The transcript has a single exon. Lineage: Eukaryota; Viridiplantae; Streptophyta; Magnoliopsida; Proteales; Proteaceae. Bases 42 to 413 code for a protein of 123 amino acids. The record is from RefSeq and is a predicted model, not a curated record.